Messenger RNA from Paraglomus brasilianum, 1779 nucleotides. The record is from the annotation of a GenBank genome assembly. Lineage: Eukaryota; Fungi; Glomeromycota; Glomeromycetes; Paraglomerales; Paraglomeraceae.
AUGACGUUCAUACCUGUCGACCAAACGGAUAAAGAAAAGGUUCCUUGCAAGCCUCGUCCAAUAGAUAUCGAGACUAUCGCCAAGUUAAAUCAAGAAAAUAGGCUUUUGCUCAACAGCUAUAGAGAACUCGAAGAAGCCUAUAAAGCACUAAAUGAAAAUUUCAAUCACCUGUCCGAGACCGGUGAAGCGCCAGAAUUAACCAUACGCUUCCAAGAAAAAUGCGAAGAAAACAAAAAACUUACAAUACAAAACGACAAGCUUCAAGCUUGUAUAAAGAAACAGAAAAGCGUCGUUGAAGCACAUAGACAGCUUGAGGAAUUACUCGAGCAGAAAGAGAAUGAAAAUAAAACGCUUCGAGAGACGACCAGUAAGCUAUCAUACCAGAUAAACGAACUUAAUGCAUCUCUCAGCAAACAAUCCGAAUCGGCUGCAGCAACAGCCGACUAUCCCCGUAUUGUUGCCGAGCUAACUCAAAAGUUCCAAGGUCUAUAUGAGACGAUGCAGGAACAGGCGAAAGAAGCAGAGAUACAAGCCGAUGAGAACAACAAACUCAAGCUAGAGAACGAGAGUCUAAACGAAGAACUCGAGAAUUUACGGAAACUUCAUAUCGAGCUUACCGAAAAGUUUGAAAAGUGCGAAAAGGUCAUUAAGGAUCUCAACAAAAAGAUCGAAGAUUGCGAUAAUCGAAAAGACGAGUUUACUCACAUGUUCAAUGAACAUAGAACACUCAAACUAAAGUACGAAAAACUUCGAGCAAAGUAUUCGAGUCUCGAGGACGAGUCUAAUACCAUAGAUGGCAAGGAAAUAGCGACCGAGUAUGUCAAGGUUCUUUCCGUCAACAAGGAGCUCGGCGGCCGUGUUACUACUUUGGCCGAUGAAAUGGAGUCUAUAAGAAGAUUAUCGGACGGGCUACGAAGAAGAAACGAAAACCUCGAGAAUGAAACUAGGAUGUUGAAGGAGGAGCUACUUGUUGCUCAUGCUGCUCUCCAAGCAACGAAACGUCACUCCACGGAAAGUUGUCAUACAUCGGUUGAACUUGUGAAGCAAAUAAAGUCAUUGCAACGAUCGCUACAGGUCUUUACUUCAGUCAAGGGUGCCGAUUUUACAAUUAAUAAGGAAGCUAGUAUGAAGCUAUUGAGAGAAUAUGACGACUAUUCCAUAGUAGACGGACAAUUUCCAAAGUUGCUUCUCAGCUGUGUUCUUCAACGGAAAGUGCUUGAGCUUAUCUUUGAUUAUACUAAUGACUUCUUCAAGGGAACUAUUUCCAGUUUUGACAAAGUCAAUAAUGGUAAUAGAAGUAGAAUAGCGCUUACACAUCAUUUGGUCAAUUUGACCAAUAACGUUUCUGUCGUUCAAGCUGGUGGUGAUAUCGAUCCAUCCAAGAUCAGAGAUGUCAAUUAUGAUUCUCUGCGGUCGCAUAUAUUCGAGAAUGUUAAGCCGCUUGUUGAUAAAAUACUUUCCGUGAUGAAUGACUGUCGAAGUAUUAAGAGCUCCAGAAAAUCCAGAUUGUACGAGGAAGUCAUCAACCUUGUGUUCAAUGCUAUCUCGCUGUAUGCCUUCCCUACAAAUAGUCAGCGUCCAAUGUUGGAAUUUGUAUUCUUUGACAGCGGGACUCUGUUUGACGAGCAGAAGAUGGAAGGAGCAUGCGGAGAUGAUAUUUCUUCUGAUAGAGCGGAGAUUGCCGUCUGUUAUUUCCCGCUGGUAAAGUCUCCCAAUUCUGAUGUUGUAUUUAGUAAGGCCGAAGUGAGAAUGCGGGAGAUAUCAAUAACAACCAAUUGA